Molecule: messenger RNA, 4666 nt
Organism: Porites lobata
Lineage: Eukaryota; Metazoa; Cnidaria; Anthozoa; Scleractinia; Poritidae
Source: the annotation of a GenBank genome assembly
AUGGCGUCCAUUUCAGAGGCAGAAGAAGCAUUGCGAUCAACGAAGCAAAAAUCUAAUUUUCAGCGCUUGACACGGCUUCUGAUGUGCGGUGGUGCAGUGCUUUUAAGAGAGGUAUUCGACUCCAUCCACAGCCCCGCCAAUCUUCCCACAACGCUUAGUGACCCUUUAGUGGAAAGACAGCUGAGGAGAGCUAGACUUACCAGUCCAGAGUGGAAUUGUUUGAGCCCUUCCCCAGGGGUAUACGGCAAGUCGAGUGAUUUUGAUAUCAGUUUAAUCUUCAAGCUGCUGAAAACAAUAUGCAACUUGACCUCUCCCCCUACAGGAUGGGACAGCCUACCAAACGACUCCGACCAUAGCCUUGAAGCAGACCUGGCACGAAUAAAAUAUUAUCGCAAUGAAGUUUAUGGUCACAGCAACAAUUUGGAAAUUCCUGAUGAACAGUUUCUUGACCUCUGGGGGAAAAUCAGCGAAGCGCUGUUGAGGAUUGCAGCAAACCUUAGUACUGAAAAACAAAGCAACUGGAAAGAUGCUAUCGAGAAUUUUCUGCGUGACCCUUUAACGCCAGCGGAAGAAGGAUACGCCGAAGAACUAGAGCUGUGGUACCAAAAAGAGAUCGACAACACAAAAGUGUUACAAGAACUUGUUCAGGAAGUCAGAGAACUACGGAAGGACACAAGAGAUCAGCAAGACGGUCAGUUUAAGAUUUAAUUAAUUAAUUAAUCUUUACUCCUUCGCUACGGGUCUUGUCAUUUCGGGUCAAUUAUGGAGCGAUUAACAUUAUGCUUUUCUCAAGCGACUUUGUUUUCAUGUAAGUGAUUUAGUUCGCAAUUAACGAAAAGGUAGAUCUUUGCACAUCAGAUACCUCAUCUUGGAAAGUCUAACCGAUGCUGUCAGAGUUGCAGAAAGCUUACAAACAUCAGUUUUGGGAAAAUUCCACCGCCAAUUUCGCUAUUCACCUAAUACCAAGAGAGGAUAAAGGGGACAGAGAAGGCAUCCCCCAUACACACCCUAUUCCAUAGGUAAUUCGUCUCGAGUUAUUUUUAGAAUCGGGAUAAAGUUACCUCGCGCGCUGCGUGGAUAUUUCAUGGAGGUUUCGCAUAACUAAACGUCGUGCAAAACAUGUCGGGCGAAAGGCAAUAAUAAAAGCGUAAAGAGAUCGAGAGCAUUCGUCCUGAAUAUUGAAGCGAAAUGAGUCGGCGCUCACUUGGGAAAAGGGAAUCGCUGGCCUCUUUGAAACCGGUCGUUUGUACAAUAAAGCAAGUAGGACGCCAAAUAAAUAUCAAACUAGAAAUUGCUCUCUUCAAAUUGUAAAUUAUAAAUGAUCCUGAGAGAAUAUUCAGUGUGUUAAGGAUUUUCCUGCUGUACUGUUAGCUCUAUACAAGAGAGGAAGGGCGAUUCUUUUUUAAUUUCCGUUUCGCUGACACAGCUUUAGCAGAACACAUUCGUGCUAUGUGAUUGGCUGUUGUCUAAUCCCCCUCGAGAUCUGUGGUGUUAAAAAUAACUCGAGACGAAUUACCUACGGAAUAGGGUGUGUAUGGGGGAUGCCUUCUCUGUCCCCUUUAUCCUCUCUUGCCUAAUACUCUUUCGCAGGGUCUGAAGGGGCUUUUUUGGGAUCCGGGAUUUGACCAACAUACGGUGCGGGAUUCGGGACAGCGCAGAAUAUUUUGACGGGAAACGGGAUUUGACUGCUACAUCAAAAUGUGGGCGCGGGAUGCGGGAUUUUUUACCUGUCUGUCGGGAAGUCGGACUAGCGGCAAAUGCGAAUCAAACAGGCGACCAUUCAGUGAUGUCUCCUAUAUGAAAGCAAACAACAAAACGUGAUAUAGAAAAAAAGGAAAAAGAAAGAAAGAGAGCAAUAAAAGAGGAAUGCAGUCUAAAUCUUUGCGGUAAAUUGUCAUACUAGCUUUACUAGGACCCCUUGACUGGGCGACUUGUAGCAAAAUCCAUAAGUUCAAGACAUUACGAAAUGAAGGUGAGUGUUCCAUGAAUCUGCCAUGAAUGUUUGCGCAUAAGUAUCUUAUGUUCAAAGCGAACUGUACUCAUUGAAGAUUAAUCAAUGGCUCUAUCGAUUUUCCAACAGCAAUGCUUCGGCUUGGGAUGGUCAUCGAAAGCUUCGUUCAGUAUGGAGUGGUGGUCGCCCCUGGUGAAAUGCACCGAAACCAACAGGAAAUUCCAGCAGAGGUAGACUUAUGGAACGUUAUCGUAGCUUUCGAACACCCAUUCAGAUUACUUUUUGGAUAUCUAGGGAAUACUUUGAGUGCCUUUAUUGAAGACAUUGAACUGGGAAGUCUAUCGAUAACCGUUAAAUGUAGCUCACUGAAGAUCCUUUAAGGAUUGUGGGAAGAUUACGUCAGCGGUCACCUUAAUCAAGUGGUUCAAGAAACGCUGGUGACAAAUGAGGUCUUGGAAAACCUUGGCCUCGAUGACGUGAAGCUGAAAGUGUUCAUUUCUGAGGAGGAGUAUCGAAACGGAAAACGGAUCCUCACGGCCGAGAAUUCAGGUUUGCACUAUCCUCGGAGACCCAGGUGCAGAAAGUGGAAGCGAGGAAAAGUCUAAACGGGCGGAAGAAAUUGGUGCGAAGAAAAGUAAAGAAUGUUCUUUACUUUUCUUCGCACCAUUUUUUCCUGCCCGUUUAUAGACUUUCACUUUCCCCCACUAUCUGCCCCUGGGAAUUCCGUAACUGGGCGUGACCUUUAGAUUGUUUUAAGUAAUAUGAGGAGCACGGGAAAAGAGGGAAAGAAAUAGACGUUUAAAGCCCUUUAAACAUGUAGGCGCUAUAAUAAUUUUCAGUAAUGCAGACGGACUCAAACUUCUCUGAAAUUGUUCAAAGAUAGAAUUUGUCCUAGAGACCUUAUAAAUGAAGGGAAGAGAACUCCCCCUGGAGUCGACCGGUAGAGUAAUAGAAUGGACAAGGAUUUGCAUGGCGCUUGAUUCGUGGUGGCUCGCAACAGACAGUUACCAGUAAACGUACGAUUUUUUUUCUAGAUAAACGCCCUCUAUUAUUCAAUUAACAUUAAGUAUUUUAUCAUAACUUAGUCUUACGUAUUAGUAUUGUUGCUUCCAGAUGUUAUUUCUGAAUAAUUAAACCGCUGGGCAUUUGGUUUUAAACAAAAAUGCAAACACAUCAACCCCUUCUUUCUCAGUGUGGUAUGGGCGUAAUUGUAUGCUGUGGGGCUGCCAAUAGUUGUAAAUGGAGUUGGGCGCUAUUCUCACCUGUCAGUCGAUCACUAUAACAUAAUUUAUCAUCAUCAUCAUUAUUAUUAUUAUUAUUAUUAUUAUUGUAGACUCUAACAACAAUAGCUAUAGAUACUUUAUUAUUGGGAUGUACCAAGAGACUAUGAGGUCUCUUGGAUGUACAUAGACAUUUUCAUUUUUUAGUUUAUAGACAGUUGUUUACAUUUGCUCUGUUGAAACCACCAGACCACCAAGAAGUCUUUUUUAACUAUAGUUAUACUAAAUUUGUAUUUAACUUUCAAUUUGAGAAGAGUUUAAUAAAGUAUUAUUCAACAUUAUGAUUAUGAUUAUGAUUAUGAUUAUUAUUAUUAUUAUCAUUAUAAUCAUAACUAUAACAAAAGGACAGUACGCGUCAUGCCUAAGUAAUUGGACAGUACGCGCCAUCGCGCGCGCGCUUAAAUGGCUUUUUUUUUUUUCACUGCUAGCAAAACAAAAUUUCGAAUUUCUUGUGUUUUGAUUUAAAAAAUAGCCUAUUAUAUCACAAAUUUUGUUAACGUUAUGAUUAAUUGGUAACAGAACCUCGUGUCAUCCAAUUCGGUCUGUAAUCAUACUCGUGAUGAGACAAAUCGGACUCCCGCUACGCGGUCGUCCGAUUUUGUUAAUCACUCGUAUGAUUACAGACCGAAUUGGACUCCACUCAGUCCUGUUACCAUUACUUAUUAUUAUCAUUAUUAUUAUUACGUUUGGUAUCUUUUAAAAUUCUUCCUCUGUGUUAAUUAAGAAUAAGUGCAAGAAACAUUCGGAACUUUUUAAGAAUACAUCUAUUUAAAAAGGCUCAGUUUUUUUAAAUGUAACUCCUUUUGUAGAUUAUUUAUAUUGACUUAUUCUCUUCCAUUUACUAGUUUUUUUCAACAUUUUAUAUAGCUUUCCUCUUGGCGACUUUGUAACAUUAGAUAUGUGUUUUUAUCUAGUAAUCAGUAAUGAAGAAUUUAUUAUAAUUAUAAUAAUGAUUAUUAUGACUAUCAUUACUUUUAUUAUUUUUAUUAUUUUUUUCAUGACGAUUUAGAAUCAUCUGAACAGAGCCCUGCUUUGGAAGAAAAAAACACUCAAGUCAAGGAUCGCCCAGGUUUAGGAUCGGUUCCUCCAACUGAACCCAUAACAACUGACCAAGAGAAGCAAAGGACCCCUGAAAGGCGUGUUUCAAUUAUUUGUCCGCAAGUAUUUUUGAUUUCUGGGAAUGAAAUCACGAGAGAGAGGGUGGUUUUUGAUCCUGACGUGGGAAAACUCAUUUGUUCAAAGAUACUUAAGGAUAUUAGUGACAGAGCUAUAGUUGUAGAUAUGAACAAAGCGGGAAUAGGCGGAUUUUUUUGGUUCUGUAGUUCAGCUUCAUUUUAAAGUAAAGUCCUGGUAAUAACAUUACAUUCACAGAAAUUCUACUCACUUGGGGCAAAUUGGCCUAAAGUCUAGGUUAUAUUUGUCAGCAAAGCCAUUU